Messenger RNA from Naumovozyma dairenensis CBS 421, 540 nucleotides. RefSeq names its product U4/U6-U5 snRNP complex subunit SPP381 (gene SPP381). The record is from RefSeq and is a predicted model, not a curated record. Gene Ontology annotation, cellular component: U2-type spliceosomal complex. NCBI's taxonomy places the organism in Eukaryota, Fungi, Ascomycota, Saccharomycetes, Saccharomycetales, Saccharomycetaceae. Gene Ontology annotation, biological process: mRNA splicing, via spliceosome. Bases 1 to 540 code for a protein of 179 amino acids. The transcript has a single exon. Gene Ontology annotation, molecular function: RNA binding.
AUGUCUUCAAAUAAUGACGCUACUGGGUCUAGGACGACUUUGCCUACAAAAUCUGUACAACAGGAAAAGGUAGCUUCUGAACUUGAAAACAUCUCCAGUAGUUCUGAAACCAGCAGUUCUGAGGAAAGUGAUAGCAGUGAUGACGAAAUAGUGUUACAUAGACCGGUAUUCUUAAAUCGCAAGAGCAGUCGUAAAGGUGAUGAAGAAGAUACUAAAAAGUCUAAUGGAAACAAAAAAUUGAAGAUUGACGAUGGUACAUCAAAAGCAAAACUUUUGAAGGAAAGAGCAGAAGCAGCUAAUAGAUUACUUGAUACCCAAAACCGAAUGAAAUUAAUUGUGGAUUCAAAUUAUAGUACAGACCAAGAUAUUUUGAGAAGAACAUUGCUCUUGAAUGAUGAUGAUUCAAUUGACCCCGAAGGUGAAAAGGAACUUUGGAUCGUGAGACGUAAUGAGAGGAUUCAAAGGCAUAGAGAAAAGCUGAUAGCUAAACAACUAGAGUUAGAAGAAUAUGAGACAAAUAAGAUGCUAAACUCUAAAUGA